AUGGGAAGCACUAUGCAAGCCAACCUCCAUGAUGAGAUUAUGAAGCAGUUUGGAGAUUAUGACAAUGUUUACAGUCAACUUUACAGGCUAAAAUCAUUCGAUGAGGAAAUAAUUGACGAAUUAUUUCAAGAUAUUAAUAAAAUUUUGAUCGUUACAAAAAUAGAUCUUCCUGUUCAAUUACUAUCCAAAAUCAGUAUUAUGGCAGCAUAUAAUAAUCGAUAUUUACGAUCCUAUUGGACACUUUUCAAAAAAAUUUAUUCAAAAUAUAAUCCAAAACCAGCUAACUUCUUAAGUUCAAUAUUUAAAUAUCUAUUUUAUAGAGAAUACAACAAAUAUUGGGAUGAAGAAUCCAAAGAAGCUGUUGAGAGAUAUCAAUCCGAUGAAUUUUCUUCUUUUCUUAUUGGAGAUGAUUUGUAUCAUUAUACAAUUUAUCAUGCAAUUGUAAAUGAUGACCUAAAUAUACUCAUUCCUAUUACAGAAGAGGAUUAUUUCGAUAAAGAUCAAAUGAUAACGACAGGUUUCUUUCCUUUCAGUUCUUGUGGAUAUUUUUUACUCGAAUUAUGUAGUUAUUAUGGUUCAGUCAAUUGUUUUAAGUUUUUCUUAACAAAAUUCAACCCAAGAAUCACUCAAAAAUGUCUUCAAUUUUCAUUUUUAGGUGGGAAUAAAGAAAUAAUUUCCGAAUGUUUAAAAAAUAAACAGCCAGAUAAGGAAACAAUGAAAAGCGCAAUUAUUUCACAUAAUGUUGAUUUUGUUACUUAUUUGAUGAAUGAACACAAGUUAAAUAUUGACGUAGAAUAUUGUUGCAAAUUCAAUAACCUUCAAGCAUUUGCAGUUUAUUUAGACGAAUCAGAAGAUAUUAAUAUUAAUAAUUGUUUUAUUUAUUCUCCUUGGUUUGGCAUACCUGAUCUUUGCGUAUACUUAAUAGAACAUGGAGCAGAUGUUAAUACAAAAGAUGGUCGUAAAAAUAAUGCAUUCUUUAAGGCACAAGAUCCUUUAACUAUUCAAACAAUGGAAGUUUUACUAAAUAAUGGAAUUGAUUAUAAAGCUGUUGAUUGGAGAGGACAAACAAUACUUCAUGUAUUUGUAGCCCGUAAUAUGUAUGAACAAGCUAAACUUCUUCUAGAAAAAUGUCAAGAUAUUAAUGUUAAUGCAGUAGAUAAAUACAAAAUAACGCCACUUCUUGCAUCAGCAGCAAGAGGUUCGCCGGAAAUUAUUGAACUUUUACUAUCACAUGGUGCAAAUGUAAAUGCCCAAGAUGUUAGUGGAGAAACAGCUCUUGAAAAAGCUAUGAGCACGAGUAAUCUUGAAGUUAUAAAACUUCUCAUUAGUCAUGGCGCUUAUGUAAAUAUUCAGGAUGAUUAUGGGAAAACUGCACUUCAAAUUGCAGCGCAAAAAAAUUGCAAAGAAGUCAUAGAAUUUUUAACUUCACAAGGUAUAAAUUUUAAUGAAUAG
Trichomonas vaginalis G3 is the source of this 1452-nucleotide messenger RNA. Its product is annotated as protein ubiquitination. NCBI's taxonomy places the organism in Eukaryota, Parabasalia, Trichomonadida, Trichomonadidae. Bases 1 to 1452 code for a protein of 483 amino acids. The record is from RefSeq and is a predicted model, not a curated record. The transcript has a single exon. Gene Ontology annotation, molecular function: protein binding.